AUGAAGAACCCGUUGCACAACCCGUUGCCUGCCUCGCUAUCAAGCGAGUGCAAAAAGGCCGCUGCGAUUCUCGAAUCCUUCAUCAACCCGAAGCUCAAAAUCGAUGGAGAAAUCCCACGAAAGAUAUUCGCGGGAGCAAAGGGAAUCGCCAUAUUCACUGCGUUCAGAUUCGGAUUCCUGGGCUCUAUCCGUUUUGGCUCGGGACUAAUUGUCGCUCGUCUCCCAGAUGGCAGCUGGUCCGCCCCGUCAGCCAUGGCAAUGGGCGGCCUCGGCGCCGGUGGCCAAUUUGGCGCAGAAUUAACUGAUUUCGUGUUCGUUCUGACUACCGAUGCCGCCGUGAAGACAUUCAUGCAGUCGGGAAACUUGACCCUUGGUGGGAAUAUAUCCAUGGCUGUCGGUCCCAUUGGUCGGAGCGCGGAGGCUGGGGGAGUAGUGGGGACCAAGGGCGCGACUGGAGUCUUCGCCUACUCCAAGACUCGGGGAUUGUACGGCGGUCUUACAGUCGAGGGUGGUGUACUUGCCGAGCGUGCGGAUGCAAACAAAAAGCUGUAUGGGCGGAAGAUUCGAGCGAAGGAGCUGCUGAGCGGAUCGAUUCCACCACCACCUGAAGCGGGAGCUCUCAUCGAAGUCUUGAAUGGGGAGUUCUUCCGUAUCGAAGGAGCUGCUGAACCGGCUUCGGAAGGCUCCGAGCAGGCGCGCGAACAAAGUCCCGAGGCUUCUGCGCAACCCCCUGACGGGCAACCACAGGGGAUUCUGGCGCCUGCUGCUAAUCAGCCAUCAGCUGUCGAGUCAAGCGCAGAGCAGAUGCCUGGAACUGCAGAAUUACCCAUCAGAGAUCCUCACGGUGUACCUCAUGAGCGAGAUGCUCAGGAAGCAAUGCCAGCCACUGAAAGUAAACCAGCUAUUGAGCUAGAUACGGAGGGAGCAACUGGGGAUGCUGGAUUAUUCAACGAAACUACCCACGAUACGCAUACGUCAAACAUGCCCGAGCCUAUAUCUACUGCUGAUCAUGUUUCCGCUGUGGAGUCGAAUACACAACUGGAACCUAAAGGCAAAGAACCGGCAACUGGAGACACGCACGUUACCACUCAUGAGGCAGAUAUCACCGGGCCUAUGCCCGCUACUGAGCGGCUGUCUGAAAGCAAAGAGACUGCCCCUAGUAUGAAUCGCUGA
Molecule: messenger RNA, 1173 nt
Organism: Penicillium mononematosum
Lineage: Eukaryota; Fungi; Ascomycota; Eurotiomycetes; Eurotiales; Aspergillaceae
Product: lipid-binding SYLF domain-containing protein
Exons: 3
Coding region: 1-1173 (390 amino acids)
Biological process (GO): actin cortical patch localization; actin filament bundle assembly
Cellular component (GO): actin cortical patch
Molecular function (GO): phosphatidylinositol binding; actin filament binding
Source: RefSeq, a predicted model, not a curated record